Molecule: messenger RNA, 3108 nt
Organism: Lepidothrix coronata (blue-crowned manakin)
Lineage: Eukaryota; Metazoa; Chordata; Aves; Passeriformes; Pipridae
Product: hippocampus abundant transcript 1 protein-like
Exons: 11
Coding region: 53-1366 (437 amino acids)
Biological process (GO): transmembrane transport
Molecular function (GO): transmembrane transporter activity
Source: RefSeq, a predicted model, not a curated record
GGAGGAUGGGGCAGCCGCGGCGGCCGGCGAUCGGCUGCGGCCCGGCGGCGCCAUGACCGGCGAGAAGAAGAAGAAGAAGCGGCUCAACCGCAGCGUCCUGCUGGCCAAGAAGAUCGUGAUCCGGGACGGGGCCGGCCGACAGGGGAUUGGGGACCCCAGCGUGUACCACGCUGUGGUGGUGAUUUUCCUGGAGUUCUUUGCCUGGGGGCUGCUGACCACACCGAUGCUGACGGUGUUACACCAGACUUUUCCUCAGCACACGUUCCUGAUGAAUGGCCUGAUUCAUGGAGUCAAGGUAAGGAAUGUUCCUUCCAGGCUUUCCUUUAAAUAUGCCAUCACUCAGGAGCAUGAGCGCAGCACGGCAUAUGGCUUGGUGUCAGCCACGUUUGCUGCCAGUCUGGUCACCAGCCCGGCCAUCGGCGCAUACCUGUCCCAAGCCUACGGUGAUACCUUGGUGGUUGUGCUGGCCUCAGGUGUUGCUUUGCUGGAUAUUGGCUUCAUCCUGCUGGCCGUGCCAGAGUCACUGCCAGAAGAAAUGCGCCCGGUCUCUUGGGGAGCCCCAAUUUCUUGGGAACAAGCCGACCCAUUUGCUUCCUUGCGGAAGGUGGGUCAGGACUCCACAGUGCUGCUCAUCUGUAUCACCGUCUUUCUCUCCUACCUUCCCGAAGCCGGCCAGUACUCCAGCUUCUUCCUGUACCUGCGACAGGUCAUUGGCUUUUCCUCAGAGACUGUAGCAGCCUUUAUUGGUGUAGUUGGAAUCCUCUCUAUACUGGCUCAGACAGUUGUGUUGGGAAUUCUCAUGCGUUCCAUAGGAAAUAAAAACACCAUCCUCCUGGGACUAGGCUUCCAGAUCCUGCAGCUUGCCUGGUAUGGCUUUGGAUCACAGCCUUGGAUGAUGUGGGCAGCAGGAGCUGUGGCUGCCAUGUCCAGCAUCACCUUCCCAGCCAUCAGUGCCAUGGUGUCGAGGAACGCGGACCCCGACCAGCAGGGUGUGGUGCAGGGGAUGAUCACUGGAAUUCGGGGUCUGUGUAAUGGCCUGGGGCCGGCGCUCUAUGGCUUUGUCUUCUAUCUCUUCCACGUGGAGUUGAAUGAAAUGGCUGAGGUGGAAACUUUGGGCAAGGCCUCCAAACCCAACAUGGCCAACCCUACGGAUGAGAGCAGCAUCAUCCCUGGGCCACCCUUCCUGUUCGGGGCAUGCUCUGUGCUGCUGUCGCUGCUGGUGGCCCUGUUCAUUCCGGAACACAACCUGGUGCUGAGGUCGGGCGGCCACAAGAAGCACAGUACGGGGGCCCAGGCCCACCCCCACAGCCCCCCGGCCGGGGGAUCGGAUGGCAAAGAGCCCCUGCUGGAGGACAGCAGCGUGUGAGGUGGGACAGCGGGACCUGCCUCAGGCUCAACUCCAGGGAUGGACUCGGCAGGAGUUCGGGGUGGGGGAGAGAGGAGCCGAGGUAACAGACUGUGCCCCUGACAGCUGCUGAGGAGGGACAGGCUUUCCCUUCAAGCCAAAUACACACAGCUGGUGCAAAAAUGGAAUUGUAUCGCCUGGUGUUGAUGGAAAGGGGAGAUGUGGAACUGCUCCAUGUGGAAGGAUAGUUCUGGAAAGCAAACCUGCCCUUGCGCGUGAACCCUGCGCCCCGUGCCGUGCCCUGCCAAACCCUCCGCUCGCCAGUCACGAAGGAUGGAGCCGGCGUGGUCCGUGUUUGGUGGGAGCUCACUGGGCUGCCUCCCAGAAUAAAACAUGGCAUCUGCUCCGUGCCCCAUCCCUGAUACAGCUGAUUCCUGCCGCUGGCCCCUGGCAGCCCCCGGGGCGGGCGGGGCACCCCCUGUGCCUGUGUGGAGCACAGGGGUGGAGCUUCCUCACUGCCCGAGGACCUGAGGAAUUUACCCAUUCUGCCCCAAGUGAAACUUAGACCAAAAAAAAAUAAAUCUGCUGACUUAAUGUUCUGAUGAAGAGGAUAAAAAUUAAGAAGUAGAGUUGCAGCUCACACAAGGGAGAAUGGGCAGGUGAGAGAAGGGCAACUACAUGAAUUACAAAUGCUUGAAUGGCCACAAUGGCCAUAGUUCUGUUUGGUUUUCCUCUUUUUGUCAUGUUGAGGUGACAUUUGCCUGUCACUGCCUCCACAGGCAGUAGAUAGAAGGAUUUUUCAGAAAUCUUUUUAUGGAGCUGUGAGUGUUGUUUAGGAGAUACAGUUCUCUGGGGGGUCAGAGAAACAAUUAAACUGUGCCAAGCACUUUGGAGAAUGUGGUUUCCUGGGAGAAAGGUCAGAGAAGUGGUUGUUUACCUUGAGCACUUGUAUAAAGCAUGGUUUGUCCCGGGGCUCCUGCCAUCUAAUGUUAAACCCAGAGAAUGCUUGGAGCUGGUUUAUUCUCAGCCCAGGAGAUCCUAAUGGUGAGGAUUGUGUUGAUUUGGACUUACAAUUCGGAAUUCCGUGUGGCAUUUCUGAGCCUGCUGUGAAGGCUUUUGUUUAUAAAACAGUGAAAUUUCAACCUUUGCUGCAGGCUGGCUCUGCUCAGAAAGAGCAGGAGGUGCUUGAAGUGUUGUGAAAGAAGCUGAGGCAACCAGGGAAAGUGUGGUUGUUUAUAGAGAUGUGACAGAGGGCAGGAAACUAUUGUUCUCAUUUAAGUAAAUCACAAGUAAUGGCACUGAGCAGUUCUGGGAAGUAACGACCAAACUGGAGACACUUCGGGAAUCUGUUGUUAAGGGAAUUGAGGCUGCAGUGGCCACACCAGUCCUGCCUCAGAGUGGGGCCAGUGCAGCCAUGGCCAUUCUCUGGACAGGGUCCCCUCUCUGUGGGUUUGGGACAGGUAACCCAGGGAAGAGCAACCAAAAAGGAGGGUGUGUUGGCCCUUCACGUCGUGGUUCUUUGCCGACAGGUCAUCACUGCAGCUACUGCAAAUGCAGUUUGCCUCUGGAUUUAAUGGUAAACACUGCCUGGACGACCCUGCUGCUGACCCCAGCUGGCACACACAGGGCAGUGCUGCCCAUCCCCACUCUGCCUGGGAGCGUCCUCUGACUGCUCUGGAGCCUGUUGGGGCUGGUUGGUGUUGGCUCUGGGCACAGCAAGGGUGGCAACUUCAUGUGGGUCCCUUAUGUGCCUGUCAGACACU